GUGACAGCGACACUGACACUGACACUGACGCUGAAAUAGAAUGAAAUUGAUCUUUCUGGUUCUGGGCAUCAGUUUUCUGUUUUCCAAAGUGUGGCGGGAGUGAGACUGGAACUCUUCAAUGAGACACCAAACAAACGACCUAAUUAACACAUGGCGAAACUCAUCUCUUUCUUUCGUCGCUCCACGAAACCCUUCCUUCAACUCAAAUAUCUCUCUUACUCAGCAACGCAUUUGCACCCACAUCAAACCGUUCCUUCAAUACCCCUGUUCUUUUUUCUGGGUAUCUGCAAAAACAUCCGUUCUCUGAAAAGAAUCCAUGCUUUGCUUAUUGUAGACGGAUUGGCUGACGACCUUUUAUGUAACACUAAACUGGUUAGCGUCUACGGUUCUUGCGGCCAUGUAAAGUAUGCCCGUCUAUUGUUUGAUAGAUUGCGAGACCCAGAUUUGUAUUCUUUUAAAGUGAUGAUGAGAUGGUACUUUUUGAAUGAUUUGUACAAAGCGAUUUUGGAGUUUUAUAAAUGUAUGAGAAAAUGCGUCAAAGAGCAUGAUAAUGUUGUGUUUUCGAUAGUUUUAAAGGCCUGUAGUGAGUUGCAAGAUAUUGAUGAAGGGAGGAAGGUACAUUGUCAAGUUGUUAAGGCAGGAAGUCCUGAUGGUUUUGUGUUGACGGGUCUUGUCGACAUGUAUGCCAAGUGUGGAGAAAUUGAAUUUUCUCGGGAAGUGUUUGAUGAAACAGUCGAUAGAAAUGUGGUUUCAUGGACUUCAAUGAUUGUGGGGUAUGUACAGAAUGACUGUGCACAGGAAGGAUUGAUUUUGUUUAAUCAGAUGAGGGAAGCGUUAAUCGAAGCCAAUCAAUUUACAUUAGGCAGCUUGGUGACCGCGUGCACAAAGUUAGGAUUUUUGCAUCAGGGAAAGUGGGUUCAUGGUCAUGUGAUUAAGAUUGGUCUUGAACGUAAUUCAAUCUUGGUGACAGCUCUCUUAGAUAUGUAUGCGAAGUGUGGAGAAAUUAGAGAUGCUAGAUCAGUUUUUGAUGAACUUUCAGCUAUCGAUUUUGUAUCAUGGACGGCAAUGCUUGUUGGAUAUGCUCAAAGAGGCUAUCCUAACGAGGCUUUAAAAUUGUUUACAGAUAAGAAAUGGGCUGGAGUUUUGCCCAAUUGUGUUACUAUAACAAGUGUGCUUUCAACAUGUGCACAACUGGGGAAUUUGAAUAUGGGAAAGACAGUACAUAGUCUUGGGAUUAAGCUUGGAUUGGAGGGUCCAGCAAUGAUCAAUGCUCUAGUGGACAUGUAUGCCAAGUGCCACAUGAUUGAAGAUGCUCGUUACAUAUUUGAGACAGUUACAGACAAGAAUGUAAUUGCCUGGAAUUCCAUCAUAUCUGGGUAUUCCCAAAAUGGGUAUUCAUAUAGAGCACUUGAAUUGUUUCAUCAAAUGAGAUCAAAUUCUAUCUCUCCUGAUGCAGUAACAUUGGUGAGCGUCUUCUCAGCUUGUGCUUCCCUUGGUAGUUUCCAAACUGGUUCUUCUCUUCAUGCAUACACCAUAAAAGAGGGCCUACUAUUAUCAAAUGUCCAUGUAGGCACUGCCCUGGUGAACUUCUAUGCCAAAUGUGGAGACGCUGACUCUGCUCGCAUGGUUUUUGAUGGCAUGGGAGAGAAAAACACUGUGACAUGGAGUGCAAUGAUUGGUGCCUGUGGAAUGCAAGGGGAUGGUAGUGGGUCCCUUGCACUUUUCAGUGAUAUGUUGAAGGAUAAAGUGCAGCCUAAUGAAGUAAUCUUUACAACAAUUUUAACUACCUGUAGUCAUACAGGGAUGGUUGGGGAGGGCUGGCGAUAUUUCUAUUCAAUGUGCCAAGACUUCAACUUUGUGCCUUCCAUGAAGCAUUAUGCGUGUAUGGUUGAUCUAUUGUCUCGUGCUGGCAGGCUUGAAGAAGCCUUGGACUUUAUAGAAAACAUGCCUGUUAAACCAGAUGUUAGUUUGUUUGGAGCUUUCUUACAUGGAUGUGGAAUGUAUUCCAGGUUUGAUCUUGGGGAGGUGGUGAUUAGGAGAAUGCUACAGUUGCAUCCUGAUAAAGCUUGUUAUUAUGUGCUCAUAUCUAACUUAUAUGCUUCCGAUGGAAGAUGGUGUCAAGUUAAUCAAGUGAGAGAGUUGAUGAAGCGCAGAGGUUUGAGCAAGUCCCCUGGGUGUAGCCAAGUGGAUUUAGAUGUUGCUGAUGAUUUCUCAUGUUCUAGGGUGGCAUCUGUUGCUUAGUUGGGCUCAGUAGAUAAUACUUGCCAAGCUUGAGGUAAUCAGGUUUAGCAAUCCGAGCUAUAAAAUUAAUAGUCCUCAUAGAAGCUUAUUGAAGGGGAAUGGUUGAGGAAUGUUCGAACAGGUUAUAUCUGCUCUUCUGCUAUAAACUCUCUUGGACCAGUGCUCGCAUUCACGAUUAAUGUGAGUGAUGCAGAAAAAACAGUCUGUAACAUGUUGAAAUCUAUUCAAACAGAUAACAAUGCAUGCACGACAGUACAAGUAUUCCAUGUUCCGGGAACUUCAUUGAAGGAAUUGUGAUCCAGAAGGUUCUUCUUGUUGUGCUUGUACACCUUCUCAGUUAAAGAUAUACUUUUUGCAGUUUGAGCAUACUUGCCCCAAAAUUUUGAACUUCAUGUAGUCCUUUAAACAUGAGCAUGAAGAACUCUGAUGUGUCAAUCUCAACCUGAAGAAUUAUCGUGCAUUAAGGUCCAUCCACAAGCUUGAUGGAAGCUUGUGAUAUCAGGCGUAGCUUCAGCAACUGAACAUCAGAAUAUUGGCUUAUGUUUGGAUAAAUGCUGGGACUCCUGUAAAUGGUGGGGGUUUGUUAAAUUAUAUGUAGAUUUCCCAAAGCUUAUUGGGGUAAAAAGACUGAAUCAAUUCUUUCCUGGGGUAUAUUGCCUCUGUGUUUGGGUAGAAUCGGUACGUUGCAAAUUCCUUGCAAUACCAGUAAGUAAAUUGUUUCAGCGGGAGGGAGAUCAGCUGAGACUGGAGUCAAAUGUACAAGAAACUUUUUUUUUUUUUUAACAAAAAAUUGUUUAUAGAGUUGUUAAUUACACGUGUAUUAAAUAUCUAUGAAUACUGAAAUAAAUAGUUUAUCCUAAUA
This is a messenger RNA of Mangifera indica (mango), 3103 nucleotides long. RefSeq names its product pentatricopeptide repeat-containing protein At2g03380, mitochondrial. Gene Ontology annotation, molecular function: protein binding. The record is from RefSeq and is a predicted model, not a curated record. Bases 151 to 2241 code for a protein of 696 amino acids. Lineage: Eukaryota; Viridiplantae; Streptophyta; Magnoliopsida; Sapindales; Anacardiaceae. The transcript has a single exon.